UUCCGGUUCGAUCACAUUCAACUAUAACGAGUCGGAGACCAGCCUACUUCUCUCCUCCUGUCGCCCAGUAACUCGGCAUGGCGGCGUCCUCUGCUUGCCUCUUAUUAUUUUAAGCAAGCUAACGGCGCCUGCUGUUGAAAGAGAAAGCAGAAGACGGAGAUCAGCUGACGAGCUCAAAGCAGCCGAACCGGUCAGGUGAUCCGUGGAAGACCUGGGGGGAAAACAUUGCGCCCCUUGCGUGGUCGUCUUUAUUCAGGGUGGUGGCUUAAUUUCUUCUGUCACAGUUAUCUGCUGAGACUUGUGGGUUGGUUAGGCGCAUGUUCGCUGCUGAUGCUCCAGUGGGCGCCAGUAACCAGCUGAGGGCUGUUUGGUAGCCGUUUAUCGAGAACGAAAUUGACAUUUAUUUAGUAAUCGCAGCUGCCAGAGCGAGGAGUGGAACGUGCGAUAAUCUAAACCACCACCACUGCUGUUCCGGCUGUGGUCUGUGGCCAUGAAGCUGGCAGUCUCUGUCAUCCUAGCCCUUGCCACCUCCUCGCUGGCUCUGGAGAAUGGGCUCAUGAGAACACCUCCAAUGGGCUGGCUUGCAUGGGAGCGGUUUCGGUGUAAUGUUGACUGCAAGAACGAUCCCCAUAACUGCAUCAGUGAGAAGCUCUUCAUGGAAAUGGCAGAUAGCCUGGCGGCAGAUGGCUGGAGAGAAUUGGGCUAUGUGUACGUGAAUAUGGAUGACUGCUGGAUGGCAAAAGAGCGAAAUGCAGAAGGACAGCUGAUUCCAGAUCCUGAGAGGUUCCCUAGAGGGAUCAAGGCCUUGGCAGAUUACGUGCACUCACGGGGGCUGAAACUUGGCAUUUAUGCAGACCUAGGCAACUACACGUGUUCAGGGUACCCUGGCACCACCCUGGACCACAUUGAGCAGGAUGCUUUAACAUUUGCACAGUGGGGAGUGGAUAUGCUGAAGUUUGAUGGCUGCUACUCAGACACGAGCACCCAGGCCAAGGGUUAUCCUAGGAUGGCCCAGGCUCUGAAUGCAUCAAGCCAUCCUAUCGCCUAUUCCUGCAGCUGGCCAGCCUAUCAUGGGGGACUUCCACCGGAGGUGAACUACACACUCCUGGCAGGCAUCUGCAAUCUCUGGCGCAACUAUGAUGAUAUACAAGACUCUUGGGAUAGUGUCCUUUCCAUCGUGGAUUGGUUUACAGCCAAUCAGGAAGUAAUUCAGUCAGUGGCUGGCCCAGGCCAUUGGAAUGACCCUGACAUGUUAAUAAUUGGAAACUUUGGCCUCAGCUAUGAACAGUCCCAGUCCCAGAUGGCUUUAUGGACUGUGCUGGCUGCUCCCCUUUUCAUAUCCACGGACCUCCGCACGAUUUCGGAGAAAGCUUGGGAGAUUCUGAAGAACAAACUGAUGAUCAAAAUUAACCAAGAUCCCCUGGGAAUCCAAGGACGUAGAAUCCUUCAGGAGAACUCUUCUCACAUAGAAGUCUUUCUGCGGCCACUUUCUCACUCCGCGAGUGCUGUGGUUUUCUUCAGUCGACGGACAGAUGUGCCGUACCGCUACACCACCUCCCUUGCCCAGCUGAAUUUUACACAGAAUGCUCUGUAUGAGGCACAAGAUGUGUACACUGGUAAAAUCAGAAGCCUGAAGACCAGUGACAACUUCACAGUGGUUAUUAACCCCACUGGAGUAGUCAUGUGGUACCUCUAUCCAACCAUGCACCUGGAGCAGCCGAAGCAGCAGUCGGACACUAACUUCCAUCCCUUUGCCCUGUGAUGUCAAAAGAUCAAGUGGGCCAGUGCCUGAUAUAGCCUGUAAGCAAACCACUAGGGGCAUGGAGUUCCCUAUUGGUAUUGUUGAUGGCACCAUGAAAUUGAAGACUAGAUGAUCGCAUUGUGCAAGGAGGGGAUUUUACACAUCUUGUGUAAAAGUAGAGAUUAUGCAUAUCUACCUCAAAGGCAGAGGAGAAGCUCAUAGCCUGAUUCUAUGGAUUUACUUCUAAGAAUAUCCCACAGUUUCAGUGGGGCUUGUUCCAAAGUAAGUGUGUAGGAUUGCAGACUUAAGAGUGCCAAAUGCUUUGAAAUCAUGCAGUGUCCUUAGAUACCAUGUAGCAAUAAUGCAACCUCAAUCAUCUUAUAGUAGGAAAGACACUUAAAACAUUCCCACUGAUCAGCAGAAAGUAGCUUACCCUAGUUUUUUUUUAAUAAAUGACCUGGAAAAGUCUUCAAUUUAAUGAACUUCAAAUUAACCAUACUCUUCUCUCCACAACUAUCUGUAGUUUAAUUUUUCCACACAUACACUAGCUUGGCAAUCAUCAGGUGGGGGAGGGGUGGUUUGGGGUACACCUCAUGGGAGGAGAGCUGGUCUUCUGGUAGCAAGCAUGACUUGUCCCCUUAGCUAAGCAGGGUCUGCCCUAGUUGCAUAUGAAUGGGAGACCACAUGUGUGAGCACUGGGAAGGACUACACUUGGCAGUGUUCCAUGUAUGUCUUCCACGAUGGUACAGAGGCUCAGGAAGGCUCUAGUUUCCCUUAAAAGUAGCCCCCAGCACGGGGCAAAGCACAAUACUGCACAGUGCCAGGGCAGAGUAUUCAGAUGGUGGCUGUCACUGGCCCCUGGCCUUUAGAAUGAAGAAGAUUUCAAUAGCUAGUUCCACUGAUCUACCUCUUAGCUAGGGAGAGAGAAAUGAAAGAGGGAGACUUGCAGUUGAGUGCCAACACAGAACUCUUAGCACCCCACGGAGACACAACCUGGUGCUCUACUAAAUAGUACACAUCACAUUUUUAGAUGUGUAGCAGCAGCAGCUCUGGAGAUUGUAAAGAAUACAGGUGGACCUAAUUAAAUGCUUUGUGGUGUCAAAA
Hemicordylus capensis (graceful crag lizard) is the source of this 2845-nucleotide messenger RNA. It is a transcript of the gene NAGA, whose product is annotated as alpha-N-acetylgalactosaminidase. Bases 491 to 1762 code for a protein of 423 amino acids. Gene Ontology annotation, biological process: oligosaccharide metabolic process; glycosylceramide catabolic process; glycoside catabolic process. The transcript is spliced from 9 exons. Lineage: Eukaryota; Metazoa; Chordata; Lepidosauria; Squamata; Cordylidae. Gene Ontology annotation, molecular function: alpha-galactosidase activity. The record is from RefSeq and is a predicted model, not a curated record. Gene Ontology annotation, cellular component: cytoplasm.